Messenger RNA from Emericellopsis cladophorae, 453 nucleotides. Its product is annotated as putative ORAOV1 family protein-like protein. The record is from RefSeq and is a predicted model, not a curated record. The transcript has a single exon. Lineage: Eukaryota; Fungi; Ascomycota; Sordariomycetes; Hypocreales; Bionectriaceae. Bases 1 to 453 code for a protein of 150 amino acids.
AUGGACGACGACCUCUUUGACGACGUGUUGCACGUCGAAAGCCGAUUUCACCAGGAAGGCUACCAGGAGGGUUUGCGCGAUGGCGCAAAACAUGGCUUAGCCGAGGGCCGCGCAUUCGGGUUGCAAAAAGGCUUUGAAAAGUGGUUAGAGAGUGGGAAGCUGGCUGGGAAAUCUAUCGUAUGGGCCAACCGCCUGCCAUCCGCAACGCAAAGCUCGGCGUCGGCGUCAUCAGGGUCCAAGCUUCCGUUGCUGCCGAACAACGUCCGGCUUGACAAGAACGUUCACACACUAUAUUCCCUGGUGGACCCAAAGACCUUGUCAAUAGACAACUCGGACGCAGCUGUUCAGGACUUUGAUGAGCGACUGAAGAAGGCGCAAGGAAAGGAACGUAUUGUCAGUCGCGUCGUCCAUGGGCCGACGAAAGAUGGACAAAGGGCCGGCUCCGUCACUUGA